This is a messenger RNA of Paracoccidioides lutzii Pb01, 1161 nucleotides long. RefSeq lists its product as hypothetical. The transcript has 6 exons. The record is from RefSeq and is a predicted model, not a curated record. Bases 1 to 1161 code for a protein of 386 amino acids. Gene Ontology annotation, molecular function: dioxygenase activity.
AUGGCGUUUGAUUCACCUCAAUUGACGGCAAUAUCAACUCCGCAUUUCAUGGAGGUUGGAACUCCCCACACCUGGAGAUACCUGGUCCUUACGGGGCAGAAACAGGGCCUCGAUGCCAUUGUCAAACCCCUAUUGCCUACGACGAAUCUCUCUUGGUUUCCAUUCAUCAUUGCUUAUGCACAAAUUUAUAAUUUUGUCGGAAUCCCGCUAUUCGCGGAUGACGUCCCCUGUGCCCCGCUUCUGCGUCUUUCACUGGAAAAGCUCGUAAACCAUGAUGAGGCAGAGGUGCAACGUUUCUUCAGCGCAUGCAAGGAACUAGGGUUUUUCUAUUUGGACCUGCGUGGGAGCCCUAUUCUUGCUGAGGCUGACGAACUCUUCGGGAUUGGGGAGCAGCUAUUUGAGUUAGAUCUCGACGAAAAACGCCGGUAUGAUUUUAGCAAACAAAAUUCAUACUUUGGAUAUAAGGAGAAGGGAGUGGCAAUCGUCGACAACCAGGGGAAUGCUGACAGGAAUGAAUUCUAUAAUGUUUCCAAGGACGACAUCUUUGGAAUUUCGGACCCCUUACCAGCUCCUGACAUCCUGAAUAAGUCUCGACCCCAUUUCAAGUCUUUCAUAGCCAAUGCCCACAGCAUCGUUACAAUGGUACUUAACCUCCUGAACGAACAACUUCGCCUCCCACCAUCAACUCUAGCAAACCUUCAUGGCCAGCACACGGACUUCGGCAGCGUAACCGUUCUCUUCAACCGCGUUGGUGGCCUUCAAAUCCUACCACCGGGACAGGACGCGGACUGGUGUUACGUGCGCCCCUUGCCAGGCCAUGCAAUCAUAAAUCUAGGCGAUGCCAUGGUGAAGUUCACGAACGGACUUUUACGCUCUAAUAUCCACAGAGUAGUAUCUCCUCCCGGGGCUCAGGCUGAAACUACGAGGUAUAGCCUGGUGUACUUUUCACGUCCGGAGGAUGAUGUCAUUUUGAAGCGACUAGAGGGGAGUGACUGUAUCCUGCCGUUUGCGCCUGGGCGGGAACCGGAGGAAGAAAUUAAGAGUAAGGAUUGGAUUAUUCGCCGUGCGCUGGGGCAUCGCGUUGCGUUGCAUGGGAAAAUCGAUUUUGACAAGAGUUUGGGGACGGAGAUGAUGAGUCGGAGGCUUCAAUUUUCUAUGUAA